AUGGAUCAGGGAGCCACCUUGCGACAUUUUGCCAUGACGGUGGUGAAUCUUAGCAGUGCGCAGUUCAGCUUUAUUAUUCUAACGGCAGCAGCUCAUCAGAACAGGCGAGAAAUUUCUGCAGCACUCGGCAAGACGUUCCUCAACGAAGAGCGCAAGAAACGUCCUCAGAGUACAAAGUUGUCAAACGAAGAUCAGACGUUCUCAGCUGCCAAAUGCGGAUUCCGGAGAACCCACCUCUCGAACAAUUUCUAA
Molecule: messenger RNA, 252 nt
Organism: Necator americanus (New World hookworm)
Lineage: Eukaryota; Metazoa; Nematoda; Chromadorea; Rhabditida; Ancylostomatidae
Exons: 3
Coding region: 1-252 (83 amino acids)
Source: RefSeq, a predicted model, not a curated record